This is a messenger RNA of Colletotrichum lupini, 3081 nucleotides long. Its product is annotated as MutS domain V. Gene Ontology annotation, biological process: mismatch repair. Gene Ontology annotation, molecular function: ATP binding; ATP-dependent DNA damage sensor activity; mismatched DNA binding. The coding region runs from base 1 to 3081 and encodes 1026 amino acids. Gene Ontology annotation, cellular component: nucleus. The record is from RefSeq and is a predicted model, not a curated record. NCBI's taxonomy places the organism in Eukaryota, Fungi, Ascomycota, Sordariomycetes, Glomerellales, Glomerellaceae. The transcript is spliced from 3 exons.
AUGUUACCCCGACCACUCACCACACUCGCCUGUCAUGAUCUGGUUACCCCGUUACUGACUACUGCCCGAUCUUGUUCUGUCUCCGCACCUCACCUCCGCCUACGCCGCUGCAAUGGAGUGACUCGCGGCUCCAGCUUCGGCCGAGAAGUUGGAGUUUCUGGACUGCCGGGCGGGAGGAGCUGGCACUUGUCCGUCUUUGCCAGGGGCAAGAAGACAAAGUCGAAAGUGAAGCUGGAUGAUCUACCCCAGGGCGUUUUGCCGCUGGAUCCCCGUCCCGUGCAAGAUGAGGGCCCGACCUAUCCAACCGUGGUGCUGCAAGCGCGCCGCAACAUGCAAAAAUUCGACAACUGCGUGCUCUUGACGCGAGUCGGCGGUUUCUAUGAGCUGUACUUUGAGCACGCCGAGGAGUUCGGCCCCCUCUUGAACCUCAAGGUUGCUCAGAAAAAGACGAGUGCUGGUCCGGUUUCCAUGGCCGGCUUUCCCUUCUUUCAGCUGGAUCGGUUCCUCAAGAUGCUGGUCCAGGAUCUGAAUCGCUAUGUCGCCAUUGCUGAGGAGUUUCCCAAUAAUGCGUCCGAGAAGGUCAAGUCCGGUGGCCUGUUGCAUGAUCGGAGAGUUGCUCGUGUCAUCACGCCAGGAACCUUGAUUGAUGAGAACUUCAUGGAUCCCUAUGCCAAUAACUACGUGCUGGCUAUCCAUGCGACGACAGCCCAGUCCGGGGGAGGGGUAGACGAGACAGGAGCCCCAGACUCGUCCCAUUCAGCCGCUGACCGGAGCCUGACUCCGGCAACUGGUGACUCUGCCGCACCACCACCGCUACCCCUGGGCCUCGCCUGGCUAGACCUGUCCACCGGCCAGUUCUACACGCAGGCCACCGAUCUGUCGGCUCUAUCUUCGAUCUUGUCGAGGAUAUGCCCCAAAGAAGUCGUGCUUGACAGCGAGAUCCAGGCCCAGACCGACCAUGGCCUGUUACCCAUUCUCGCAGAGGACCGUCAUCUGGUCACGUACAGUCCCCUCGGCGACAUCAGGCGUCUUUCUGAUUGGACCUUUAUGCUGGAGAGCGAAAUCCCUCAGGCCACGCGCGAUGCCUUCACCGAACGCGAGGUCACGGCCGGCAGCCUCCUGCUGCAUUACGUCAAGGAGAGGCUGCUAGGGCUGAGCAUGAAGCUGCAGCCGCCGACGCGACACGAGAACAUGCAAAUCAUGAGCAUCGACAAGAACAGCGUGCGCUCACUCGAGAUUAAACAGACGAUCCGGGACGGCAACUUUCGCGGCAGCCUCCUCCACGCCAUCAGACGGACGGCUACCAAGAGCGGCGCCCGGCUCCUCAAUGACUGGCUCAGCGCGCCGUCCACGUCGCUCGACACCAUCAAGCUCAGGCAGGACCUGGUCGCCCGCUUCAUCGAGGAGCCGGACCUGCGCGACGGCGUGGUCCUGUUGCUCCGCCGCAGCCACGACUCCCAGCGACUCGUGCAGAAGUUCGCUCUCGGCAGAGGCGACCCGGACGACCUGGUGGCCCUGGCGAACACGAUCCAUGCCACCAACAGUAUACAUCAGCUGUUGGCGGAAGCAGCCGACGAGACAACGUGCCUCGCGCACAUGACGGCCCGCCUGAACCUCAAGGGGCCCCUGAGUCUCGCGCGCCGUAUCAAGGAUGCCAUCGACGAGGAGGGCAUCGUCCACCAGCAUGAGAUCGAGGCUAGCGAGGCAGGGCAAAUGAUGGCCCUCGCCCAGGAAAUCGUCAGUAACGAAGGCACAGAAGAUGAUGCAGCUGCUCUCCCCAAGGGAGCCUCCGCCGCCGCCGCGAAGAAGAAGCGCCCCACCUCGGUCCGGGAGGCCUACGCCGACGACAACGAGACGUGGAUCAUGAAACCCGAAGCCAGCGCCGUCCUACGCCGGCUACACGCCGACCUAGCAGCCCUCCACGCUGAGAAGGAAUCCCUCACGGAGACGCUCCGAGACCGCCACGGCGCCGCUUCCCUGACCCUUCGCUGGUCACCGGCCCUCGGCCACUUCUGCCAUAUCAGGGGCAAGGACGCCGCCCGCGCCUCCACCAGCAUCAGGGCCCUGAGUUCCAGCAAGUCGACGAGCUCCUUCCACGACCCGGAGUGGACGCAGCUCGGCCACCAGCUCGAGCACGCCCGGCACAGCAUCCGCACCGAGGAGCAGCGCGUCUUCCACGCCCUCCGCGCCGCCGUCGUGCUCAACCUCGUCAAGCUGCGUCGCAACGCCGCCGUCCUCGACGAGCUCGACAUCGCCACCUCCUUUGCCAAGCUCGCCGUCGAGCAGGGCCUCACCCGGCCCAUUGUCAACAACUCCACCGGCCACACCAUCAUCGGCGGUCGGCAUCCCACCGUCGAGGGCGGACUCCACGAGCAAGGGCGCACCUUUAUCCGCAACGAUUGCCUAGUAGGUGGCGGCUCCGGCUCCGGCUCCCAAGGGGCGAAGCUCUGGCUCAUCACGGGGCCCAACAUGGCAGGCAAAAGCACCUUUCUCCGCCAAAACGCCCUCAUCACGAUCCUCGCGCAGGUGGGCUGCUACGUGCCGGCCGAUUACGCCGAGAUAGGCGUCGUCGACGCCCUCUUCAGCCGCGUCGGGUCCGCGGACAACCUCUACCGGGACCAGAGCACCUUUAUGGUGGAGAUGAUGGAGACGGCGCACAUUUUGCGUAAUGCGACGCCGCGGUCCUUUGUCAUCAUGGACGAAAUUGGCCGCGGCACGACGCCCGAGGACGGCACAGCGGUCGCGUACGCCUGUCUGCAUCAUCUGGUGACCGUCAACCAGUGUCGGACGCUGUUCGCCACGCACUUCCACCGUGUUGCUGACUUGGCGGUGCGGGAUGGGUUGGGCGGUGGCGAGGGUGAGGGUGUGAGUGAACGGGUACGGGUGGAGAUGUAUUGUACAGAUGUGGACGAGGAUGAGGACGGCGGGUUCGUCUACAUUCAUAAGCUGGUCAAGGGCAUCAACAGGCAGAGUCACGCACUCAAGGUUGCAAAAUUGGCCAAUAUGCCUGAAGCGGCUGGCGGUGUGAUAUCAAAACCUGUACCUUCUUGUAUGUUAGCCAUGAUACCCACGUGGAACUGA